AUGAGGAAGGUACCUGAAAAGGUUGGAACUCAGUUUUGUAAUGAAACCGAGUUCUUGAAAAAUCUAAGUCCUGUAGUUUGGGAUAGAGAAAUUGAUCCCCAUAUAUUUGUUGAUUGUUGGAACAAUGUUAUGGAGGAAUUUGACCUUGUAGAUCAUGAGUGGUUUGCAUACAUGUUCAAGAUUAGGCAUCUUUGGAUCCCUGCAUAUUUCAGGGACUUGUUCAUGGGUGGGUUACUGCGUUCUACUUCUAGGUCUGAAGGUGAAAACAAUUUCUUUUGUAAUUUUAUAAACCCUCAUGUGACCUGUGUUGAAUUCUUUGUCCAUUAUGAAACUGCUCUGGAUGCUCAAAGGCAUGAAAAGGAUGAGUUGAACAAGCUUAAUAAAUCUGAGCCUCAAUUGCUUACUCAUUUACACUUGGAAAAGCACGCUGCUGUUGUUUACAGUCGUGCCAUCUUUUAUGAUUUUCAAGAAGAAUGCCAAGCAAACUGUUUGUCAUGUGGUGUUGAAAGUUGUAGUUCUCUGUAUGGAGAUGGUGUGGAGUUUUCUGUUAUUGUUGAUCAUGAGAAAUGGAAAAACUCUGAUGUAAAUUUUGACUUGGCCACAUAUGAGUGCAGUUGCAAGUCUAUACGUGAAAUUCCUGAUCUUUAUAUCAUGAAUCGUUGGAGAAAAGACGUUCUGAAGAAAGCUUUAGCCAUAAAUGCUGUUGUGGAUGAUGCUUCUAAGUAUGAUAAGAAGAAGCAAUUAGUGAGUGAUGUGUGGUCCAAGAUUUUCAGUUGUGUGAGUUUAUCUGAGCAAUCUAAGGAUGAUAUAUCUGAGCUUAUUAGGACAUUAUCUUCAUUUGAGGAGCAGAUGCCGACAAAGAAUAAUCCUGUAAAUGCAACUAGUUCAAAAGAGGUGAAAGAUGCUGAUAUUCAGGUUUUGGUUGGGUCAAAUGAAGUAGAUGUAAACAUCUUUCCUCCAAAUCAGUGUCUUAAUAAAGGUUCUGCCAGAAUUUCAAAGCGGUUGAAAAGUGCAUAA
Chenopodium quinoa (quinoa) is the source of this 1017-nucleotide messenger RNA. RefSeq names its product protein FAR1-RELATED SEQUENCE 5-like. Lineage: Eukaryota; Viridiplantae; Streptophyta; Magnoliopsida; Caryophyllales; Amaranthaceae. The transcript is spliced from 2 exons. Bases 1 to 1017 code for a protein of 338 amino acids. Gene Ontology annotation, biological process: regulation of DNA-templated transcription. The record is from RefSeq and is a predicted model, not a curated record.